Pseudogymnoascus destructans is the source of this 1207-nucleotide messenger RNA. RefSeq lists its product as uncharacterized. The transcript has a single exon. The record is from RefSeq and is a predicted model, not a curated record. The coding region runs from base 51 to 1013 and encodes 320 amino acids. Lineage: Eukaryota; Fungi; Ascomycota; Leotiomycetes; Thelebolales; Thelebolaceae.
CUACUUGAUAAUCCAAACUCAGUCGAAGUGAAAAAGAUCAGAUAUGCAGGAUGAAUAAAUUGAAUUAUAUUUCCAACUUAACCUCUAUCCCACUCCCCAUAUUCAAAACAUCCAAUCAUUCACCAAACCCUCCUCUGAAGAAACACCCCCAAAAGAAUCAACCCCUUGUUCUACAUCUAGAAGAACUUCUUGUACUUCGCAAUAGCGUCAUUGAAGGCAACAUCGAUAGGGGCAGUGAUGCUCUCAGCGAUAGCACGGAACUCCUCUGGCAGCUUAGUGAUAACAGCCUUGCUGAACUUAUCAGUCGCCGCCUUCUGCUGCUUGAGGUUGAUGAGGAUAAUCGGGCUGAUAACCAGGAGACGGUCGAACCGGGGCUUGGUUCUGAGGAUAGUCUGGAGGGAGGACUGGACGCUCGUGACGAGAUCGGCGGUGGCGCUGGCGACCUGGAUGGUCUCAUCGAAGGUGAGCUCGACAGAGGCACCGGCGGCCUUGGUGCCCUGAUUGAUGUCGUGGAGGAGGGUGGUGCUCUGGAUCAGGAUGGGGAUCGACUCGCCGAGUCCGAUCAGGCCGCCGUGGAACUUGGCGAUCGUGGCGUUGAGCUUGGAGGUGUCGCCGGAGAUCUUGGCCAUGGCGGCGAGGAUGGAGGCGCUGUCAGCGACGACGGUGGUGGCCAGAAGGGCGAUGGGGAGGAUGGAGAAACGCAUGUUGACGGUUGUGGUUGGGGGUUGAGGGUAGAAGUGAAGGUGGUUUGUUUGGAUGGAUUGGCUUGUUGGUUUCUUACGGGAGGAGGAGGCAAAAGGAAGGGGGUGAUGGGUGGGAGACGAAUUAAUUAUAUACUCUCCUAUUACUCCAUAUUUGCACAUGGGAUCCUUCCCCUUUUCUCCCCUCCCGCCGCUGCCGACGGAGUCCGUGAACCUAGUUCCUCUGGGGUUGAAGGUGGGAAAGUCGAUCAUCAUCGUAUGUGGGGAGGGCGCAAUCGCAUAAUUGCGGAAAGUGGAAGAUCCAGGGUUUAGAAGUAGGGACGGCGGGCUACUAUGCUUGCAACGUCGUAGUUUGGGGAAACACGACAAGCCAUCGGCAGGGAUGAAGGUGUAAGCAAGACAUAAAAGCGCUUAGCGUUUGCGGGGAGGGCGAAGGAGCAAGGGUGAGAUGCGAUCAACAGGGUUUUGGCAGGUACAGAGUUGAGUUGGGAAGGUUAGACGGGAAG